UUUAGUCUUUCUCCAUCUUUCUCUCUCACAACGAAUCAUUACAGUACGGUCUGAUAUAGAUACCUAGGAAAAAAUUUCAAUUACUUUUCCAUUAGAAAAUUUUCCGUUUUAAAACGUGCGCUUCGCAGCGUAUUAUCUUCGCCUAGGUUGUUUCAUGUUUUCAUAAAAAAUGAUUGAGUUUACAAUAAAAACGCUGGACAGCAAGGAUCAUAGCUUUUCGGUGGAUGAUGAGAUUACUGUGGCACAGCUCAAGGAAAAAGUGCUGGAGCAGAUGGGAGUUGAAAUUGGUCUCCAACGUUUGAUUUUUUGUGGAAGAGUAUUGCAAGAUGAGAAAAAAUUGGCAGAUUAUGGUGUUAAUGGCAAAGUGGUUCACAUGGUGCAACGGGCUCCGCCUUGCCUCGAGUCCCAAGCGCUGAGAGAAAGAGAGCGAGAUAGGGAGAGACAGCUUCAGAUUGCUACCCAAAUGGGUUUCAACUCGGACCCAAUAAGCCCGGUUCAUAUAAAUCAUACCACUCAGCAGCAGAUACGGAGACUUGUGGCAUUGGCUGCCACCGCUCACGGGAUUGAGAUUGAAGAUCAACCAGGCGUCAACCUGUCACCGACUGCCUCACGUUUGGAGUUUCUGCGUCAUAUAAUCGACGAAAUAAAGGCAACUCUUGAAGCGUUAAAGUUAAACGAAAGCGAUGUAAGGACUAUGGAAUAUUUAGCACGGUCGGCUGAAAUUAUCAAAUCAUGGGUAUUGGAAAUGUCUGCGUCUGAACAUUACAUUAGAUUGCUCGAUUCUGUAAGUGGAACUACUCGGGAGAGUCGGGGACGAAGAAUUCGUUCGAUGCGUCCUUCGUACCACACUCCUCCCAGAGAUUUCGCCGCUCUUGUGGCUGAGCUACAACAGCUAGACAGCGAGUUCUCUCCGUUUAGGGAGACCUAUAUAAUGACUCUACGUGAUGCCAAUGAUUCCACUAUUCACCUCGACGAAGAGACUCUACAGCGCAGACAACGGAGCGCUGACUUGUGCGCUGAGUUGUAUCACAGUUUCUCUCACGCUUACCACACUGUGAGUGACAUCGGGCUACUGUUGACGCACGGAAACUCUCGACUUACGUCCGAAGCUCUUUUACGCCCCACGCUGCCGCUGCAGGCGCACAUUAAUGUUGUGCAAUCGUCUACAACUCGUCGCCCGCUAAACCCGACCGCAACCGUUAACGGGACGAACCAACAGCCUGCCGAGGGUCAGGGAAUCCAAUUCAACAGCUCCCAAGCCGGUAGGAACAUAAACCAACCGACUGUCAAUAUAAACAUACAACCAGACCCCAUUACCUACCAAUUAGAAAUAGAAACCAGGGUACCCAUACCGAUCAACCUCCAGAACAUUAUCAACGGUGCCAACCAGAAUGCCGCUCAGGGUGAAAAUAAUCAAAACCAGAAUCAGGGUCAAAAUCAGGGUCAAGUCCAGAGCCAGAGGCAGACAAAUAGUCAGUCCCCAGGCCAGGGCCAGACUCCAGACCAGGGUCAGACUCCUAACCAGGGUCAGACUCCAGACCAGGGUCAGUCUCCGGAUCAGGGUUCAGGUCAGGGGCAAGGUCAGGUCGAAGGUCAGAAUCAGAGUCAAGACGGACAAGCAAAUCGUCGCCAAGUAAUGAUCGAUUUUGAGAAUCUGUUUAGGGGAUUGGGUCAAGGUGGAGGUUUGGGGGGUGUGGAAGUCGUCAUGAGUAUGGAAGAGAUUCCCCAAGCGCUAGGGGGACAGGGGCAAAACAUCAAUACUGCGACAACCGGGGCCUCACAGCCGACUGAUGGUAGUCCUCAACAGCACUAUGGAUCACAAGUAUAUUUAGCUCAGAUGCCAUGGAGUGAAUUGCCGCACGGUGACCUCGUACAAAACAUCGUUUCGUCGGUCCUUCGACAUGGCUUUCCGCCUGGUAUUGAAGGGUUUUACCAAAUACCUAACGUAAUACAAACUCUGGAUCAGACGAACCGAAAUCAGAGUCAAACUUCAGGCCAGACUUUGGGACAAAGCCAAGGCCAGAGCCAGACUCAAACCCAAGAUCAGAGCCCAGGUCAAGACCAAGGCCAGACCCAGAGUCAGACUCAGAACCAAACACAGAGCCAGACACCAGUCCAAAGUCUCGGCCAGGGUCUGUCACAAGGUCAGGGCCAAAGUCAGACUCAAACUCAAGGUCAAUUUCAACCCGAGCCUCAAAUAUUUUUCCGGCGUAUCCCUUCGCAGACCGUGGAUCAAGAGAUUCAAAACAGUAGCGAACAAAGUGCAAAUAUGAAUUCGACCAAUCGGCCCAGACAGUCUAUAGUGCGCAUACAACAACCGCAACAAUACCAGCCCGCUAGGCCGCGAUCGCAAACGCUUUCGAUCAACACGCUGGUCUACGACAGAUUCCUGAAUUGCGACAGUCCACACGCCAGGCGACAAUUGCAGAGGCGCAGGGCCGAGGCAUCUCAAGCCGGUGGGUUACUUCUGCGUGACAAUAGUCUAACACGCAUUCAAAACAGUGUAGAAACACUUUUCGAGAGAUUCGAUAGGAACACUAAUAACGACGAGUCUCUACUGAUUGCGGCUGUAGUUACUUUGCGCGAGGCGACGUCGUUCUCCAGUGGACGUACACUGGUUGUUGAGGAGUUGCUGCCUCUACGUCAGCGCCUGCAAGUCUUUAUGCGUGAGCUGAUGAAUGGAGAGUAUGAAGUCGGCACUCAGGAGCAACUAGCUGACUUGAUUUUCGAACGCUACUCAGGGUUUAUCAAUCGCAUCGCCUCGAUCACACCGAUACGCCGUAACGUCGACAUUAUUGAGUCAAUGAAGGCGGUAUUCAUACGUUUCCUGAACGAAGCGAUGACCGUUUUGGACAUUGAAAACAAUGAAGUAUUUACCCGACGAUUUCGCAUCGUAAUACCACGAAUGUUUUACGAACUGUGUGGCGUUAUUUCUUACUGCUGCUUAGAGGGAGUGGAGGGUCUUCGUACAAUUUAUCGAUCAUUCUUGACCGACUUGAUCCAGAACAUCGACGAACCUGUUCGCGAUCUUCUCCACAGCCUUUCUAUGGAGAAUUUGAAUGCAGCCAUUUGCCGCAUAGAGGCCAAUAAGAUUCAUUAUGCGCAAUUUAUACGUCGUAAACCGGUCGACAUUUGCACUCUGCUAAGCGAUUCAGAAGAUUCAUCACCAAUGGACGAAGAUGUCCCCGAUCGUGGCGAACGGAUGCAAUUUUUGGUCCCCACGCAGUCAACUGCAGGAAGCAGUAUGAAUGCUCAGUUCCCGUAUCCAUCGACCUCCUCCAAGAAGAAGUCGAAUGAUGAAAGUCGCCAAAGUGAAGAUUCAGAGGACAAUUCUGACUCGGAAUCAACUUCAACUUCCUGUUCUAGGUCAUCUUCUGCCCCGGCUACCCCGUCUGCCACCCCCUCUCCCACGGUCCCACCUGUCCUAUCAAUACCAUCUUCUCCGACUGCCCCGCGUGCCCCGCCUGCCUCUACUUCCGCUUUCAAGGUUCCACCUUCACCCGCCCCGACUGCACCUAGCGCUCCAUCUGAACCGAAAGUUCCAGAAGCUUCAGACGUACCAGAAGUCUCAGCUAUACAAGAAGUCUCAGCUAUACCAGAAGCCCCAGCUAUACCAGAAGUAUCGGCUAAUGCUGGCGUGCCCGUCACAGCCGUGCCAAUGUCCAUUGCCCGUAACAACACAUCUGCUUCAGACCCAAUGCGUGUUGCCGCUUCAGUCAAUUUCGGACGAGGCAGGUUCAACCGAGUUAACCGAUCGGGCUCCACAAUGUCGUCGGAUUCUUCCGGCAAUAUAAGAUUCGUACCACCUGCGCAGAUAGCGCAACAUUGGGGCGAAGAGUGGGUGCCCACGUUCACUCGAGACUUACAGCGGCAAAGGGACACGGUCGAGCCCUACAGUGACGCUUACCUCUCGGGUAUGCCGCCCAAGAAACGUCGCUGUGUUCGCCAGUCGCGUCCGCCAACAACGCUCAAUGCCUUCAUAAAUGAAAGCGUGUCAGAGGUGUCGUCCGAGUGUGACGAGGCCCAGGGCGAGGAGCUCCGCGUCGCCUUCCGCGAGCACGUGAGGUGUAUAGCGCGAGCGCGCGCCGCCGCCUCGGAGGACUACGAGCCUCGCCGACUCGUGGCCACCGCGCGCUUCCUUAACCAGAACAGGACAAGCACGCGGAAGUCGCCGGAAAACGCCAACUCCGAAUAACGACACGGAUUUCUAAAUCGGUUCCAAUUUAAAAAAGUUUAAAUAUACACGAACUCUUGUCGCCUACUCACGGACUAUGACGCGGAGAGAACGUUCUCUCUCCUUAAUAAAAUAAAUGUAACAUUUUUUUAGUAGAAUGUAGAGUUCAUUAAAUGUUAAUGAUAAUUCUUUAGUACAUAGGUAUCACGCUGACUAAAACUCCUCAAUUUUUUUUCUAUAAAAUUUUAUUUCGAAACGGACGGACAGGGUAGCGCGAUGGGUAUUCUUACAGCUUUUUGGAAUUUAAAAUUAUAAACCCUGUCAAGGAAGCUACUUUAAUCUAUAGUUCAUUAGUAAAAAUAUCACUAUACUAACUGACGGAUUUUUAUAAUUUUUAUAUUAUAGAUAAAAGUUGUAUAAAACCUUGAUCUUUUAAAUUCCCUUAAUGUUUUUUUCAUUUCUAUUAAUUCUAAACUAUUUUCUUUGCCUAAGUUUUAAUCAACGAAUCUUUUCACCCUUAUACAUAUACUCUUCGAUUAAUAGAAACUUAUUUUAUGGGCUAAUUAACAUAAGUUGGUGUUUAGAUUUGUGUCAACUGAUAAAUAUCUGUAUUAGAUAGUUAAAUGUUCACCUGUCUACGAUAAAACCUUUGGUACUUCAGGUCGGUCUUUAAUGUGGAUUUUGAUGUUUUAAAGGACAAACGUAAAAAAAUUUAAGCGAAGGACUGUUCUACGUUGACUUUUAAUCAAUAAAUGGUAUUGUCUAUCAUUUAAUAUACUUAAGUGCUGGUUCUUUCGUAUAUCAUAAGUAAGACAUGCCAGACUAUUUGAUUAAAUUUUUAAAUGAUACUUCUCAGUGUUAGUUUUCGUUGAAAUGGCUAUAAAUGUUAAAUUGAUGUUAAAUUUUAGAUGUUUCCUUUGUAUUGUUUGCACAAGUAGCAAACCUUUUACGACAUAAUAUUCAUUAUACAAGUACUUAUCGUUAAUGGAUUUUAUCAUAAUUAAUUUAAUAGAUGUUAGUUUGGAUGACCCUACGUCGGGAUAAUGAUUCGAUGUACCCUUGAUCCUAUUGUGAAGACUGGCCACAGCUGCGACAGUUAAUCACCUUGUUGUGUCUAACAUAUAAAUGUAAUUGAAUUGUUUGUGUAUUCAGGUGUUUAAUUAGGCUAAAUGAUAAUCAGAAUACAAUUUAUUGAAAAUGUGUACGUAUAAUGUACGUAUAAUGCAUUUCACUAAAUAAAAUUAAGCGAACUCCUGAAGGAGCGUUUGGCGUUUUCGAUUAAAACGUGAGUUUUUUUGACAAUUGGUUUAUUUUUGCAAAUUUUAAUGAAAUGGAUUGUAUGUCAAAAAGUAUAUUAAAUGUGUUAUAUGUAAGACGUAUUACUUAGCUUCAUAUAAGCUUUAAAAGCGAACUUUAUUAUAUUUAGCUAAGUUAUUUUUUUUUCAUUUUAUCCAAAAAAAUCAUAUUUAUUACUAUUACAGUUUUUACUAUUAAUUUUUAGUUGUUGACUUCUUACGUUCGUUAGAAUUAUAUUGUUCGCAUUUCAAGCUUAUAUGUUUUCAUUAUCUAAUUGUUGGGAUUUUUCCCAUUAUUUUACAGAUCAUCAAUUAAAUAGAUAAUAGUCGAUGUCGUAGGUAUUUCAGAGCUCAAUGUAUGUAUUCUAUGGUUUAAUUUGACGUUCAUAUGUUAUAUUAUUUUAUUUUUUUUAUUUUUGGGUCUCGGAGCUUCUCUACAUCAAUAUUAUAAAGCUAUUCUCAUGUCCGAAUACAGAAAAUGUAUUAAUGAAGGACACUUCUUUUAAUUACAACUUUUUUAAUUAAUCAAAUAAAAUCGACUUGUAAAUUUUAUUUGACAAUGACGUGUAAAAUUACCAGUGUAAUUUGAUAUGGAAUUCUGUCUUACAUUUAUUUUAAUUAUGAACGUUUAUUAUAUAGAUCGUAUUAAUAAAAAUAUAUAAUUGACGAAAA
Molecule: messenger RNA, 6141 nt
Organism: Melitaea cinxia (Glanville fritillary)
Lineage: Eukaryota; Metazoa; Arthropoda; Insecta; Lepidoptera; Nymphalidae
Product: large proline-rich protein BAG6-like
Exons: 23
Coding region: 170-4195 (1341 amino acids)
Cellular component (GO): BAT3 complex
Molecular function (GO): misfolded protein binding; polyubiquitin modification-dependent protein binding
Source: RefSeq, a predicted model, not a curated record